CGCUUGAUGACGAUGGUGCUGGGCGCUUUCAACAACAAAAAAAAUACUGGAAGCUAGUUAAUUUCUUUGGAAAUGGCAGCACAUCUCAAAAAGCGAGUUUACGAGGAAUUCUCCAAAGUUGUUCAGCUUCCCCAAGAGGAGGCUCCAGCCAAGAAGCUCCGUCUGACCAAGCCAAGUAAGUCUGCAGCGCUGCAUAUUGACCUGUGUAAGGCCUCCAACCCCACUGAUGCCUUGCAGUACCUGCUGCACUUCGCCCGCAGCUCCGUGGAGGCAGAGAGUGUGGAAGGGGUUGUGCGCAUACUGCUGGAACACUACUACAAGGAGCAGGAUAACUCUGUGCGGCUGAAGAUUGCCUCUCUGAUCGGCCUGCUUAGUAAGACCCAGAACUUCAACCCUGAGAGUAUCCUAGAUGACACCCUCAACACAUUCAACACAGAGAAGUCCCAUCAGGUUCUGGCUCAGCUGCUGGACACUCUGCUGGUCAUCGGCACCCAUCUCCCAGAAAGCCUUAUUGUUAGACACAGACUCAUAGAGGUGGCCUACAAGCACCUGUCAGACACAUAUUUCGGUGUGAGGAAUAAAUGCCUACAACUCCUGGGUUGCCUGGGAAAUGUGGACACGCCACUAAAUAAAGAUGGACAGGGAUUGGUUCCAGCUGUUAUUGGGGGCAGUGCUCCAGGGGUGUCUGGUGGAGUGUGUGUGAGAGACGCGCAGAGCCUCAUCAGUGACUACUUUGCAGACCAGGACCCAAGGGUGCGCACGGCGGCCAUCAAAGCCAUGCUGCAACUGCAUGAAAGGGGACUGAAGAUUCAACAGACCAUUUAUGAUCAGGCCUGUCAGCUGCUGUGUGAUGACUAUGAGCAGGUUCGUUCGGCUGCCGUUCAGAUGGUGUGGGUCCUGAGUCAGCUCUAUCCAGAGAGCAUUGUGCCGAUUCCGUCGUCCAAUGAGCAAGUCCGUCUGGUCGACGACUCGUUUGGGAAGAUUAGUCACAUGGUCUCUGAUGGAUCCUGGGUGGUCAGGGUGCAGGCCGCCAAAACACUGGGUAACAUGUUGCAGGUCAGUCCUCACUUCCUAGAGCAGACUCUGGACAAGAAGCUGAUGUCAGACCUCAGGAGGAAACGUACUGCUCAUGAGCGGGCCAAGGAGCUCUAUACGUCAGGUGAGUUCUCCUCUGGGAGGAAAUGGGCUGAUGAUGCUCCCAAGGAGAAGGUGGACACCUCAGCUGUCAACCUGAUUGCCUCAGGGGCAUGUGGAGCCUUCGUACACGGACUGGAGGACGAGAUGUACGAGGUGCGUAUUGCUGCUGUGGAUGCACUCUCUGCUCUUGCCCAAUCAUCUGCCAGCUUUGCCGAGAAGUGCCUGGACUUCCUGGUUGACAUGUUUAAUGAUGAGAUUGAGGAAGUCAGGCUGCAGUCCAUCCACGUCCUGAGACAGAUCUCUACUAACAUCACCCUGAGAGAAGACCAGCUGGAUACUGUACUGGCUGUACUAGAGGACUCGUCUCGUGACAUCAGAGAGGCGCUACAUGAGUUGCUGUGUUUCACCAAUGUGUCGACUAAAGAGUGUAUCCAACUGGCCCUGCUGGAGCUGCUGAAAAACCUCACCAAGUACCCCACCGACCGCAACUCUGUCUGGAAGUGUCUAAAGUUUCUAGGUUGUCGUCAUCCUACGCUGGUGUUACCGCUGGUUCCAGAGCUGCUCAGUACUCACCCCUACUUCCACACCCCUGAACCAGACAUGGAUGACCCUGCCUAUAUUGCAGUGUUGGUGCUGGUGUUCAACGCAGCUCAGUCUUGUCCCACCAUGACAGCUCUGUUCUCAGACCACACCUUUAGACACUACACCUACCUACGGGACAGCCUCUCUCACCUAGUACCUCCUCUCAGGUUACCAGGGAGGACGCAGCCCCAGUACUGUGUGAGUGGUAUAGAAGGUUCCGGCAGUGUGGAGUCUGCUCAACUGUUCCUCCAACAGAGUCUGAGCAGAAUUAGCACUAUACACAACCUACAGGACCCCGGGGCUCAGGACCUGCUCAACUUUACUAUCAGAGACCUACAGAGACUGGGGGAGCUACAGACAGAGCUGGCAGGAGCUGCUGACUUCUCUGCCACCUACCUCCGCUGCCAACUACUGCUCACCAAGGCCUUGCAGGAGAAGUUGUGGACUAUGGCCGUCCCCCUCUGCCUUAAACACAACGCCAUGGCAACUGCUGCUGCCAAACAGAUGUUGGAGGAGACGUAUAAACUGGAGUUCCUAUAUAGUGGUCUGGAGAACAGACAGGUGGCCACCAUACACCACGUCAGACUACAGGCUAAGGCCUUACAGCUAGUCCUGACUGCCCGUACCAGACGAGGAGUUGAACCUCUCAUCAGUGUCUGUGAGAAGUUCCUUCAGGAGGUGGAAUCCUUUCAGAGGCUGUUUGUGGUGGAGCUGCCCCACCUCCAGGAAAGUUUUGUGGGGAAGCUGUUGGACUUGAGUCCCAAGCUGUCGGUUUGCAAGCCUGGAGAACUAGUCAAGAUCCUUCAGACCACAUUGAGACAGAGUGGCUUCUUAAACCUUCAAUUACCUAAACAGGUCCAGCGUGCGUCAGCGACCAUCAUCGAGCCGACAGGAGAGUCUGACAACCCGCUGCAUUUCACCUCUGGCCUGGUGGUGGCGCUAGACAUUGACGCUACGCUGGAGCACGUACAAGACCCCCACAACACUGUCAAAGUACAGGUGCUGUAUCCAGACGGCCAGUCUCAUGUGAUUCAGCCUAAACCUGGAGACUUCAGGAGUCCUGGACCACACCGCCACCGCCUCAUCACACAGGUCUACUUGUCUCACUCCGCAUGGACUGAGGCGUGUCAGAUCGAGGUGAGGCUGCUGCUGGCCUACAGCUCAUCUCGUCUCUGUAAGGCGGUGUGGAGUGACAGCAGCACUGAAGGCCUCCAGCCAGCAGAGGGUGCCACUGAGGGAACCAUUUCUUUCGGCAAACCUGUCAAGGUCUUCAUCAUGCCUAAACCUGCCCGCCGCUGACACCAAACACCUCUAAGCAUCCAUCUCGCUUUCUCCCACCCCUAACCCUCUAGUCCUCAGCCAUUGGAGCAGACCUCAAAGCUGGCCGUUCCUUACUGCGUAUAUGUUUAUAUUGUUAGUGUGUGACUGUGUGCCACUCCUGGCUGACUGCUCAACUAGAAUGAGGUUGUGUCCCAAAUAGCACCCUAUUCCCUAUAUAGUGCACUACUUUUGACCACUAAAGGAAAAGGGGUGCCAUUUGGGAUUCAUCCUGAGACUCAGCCAGAGUAUCACUGAGGUCACCUGUCUGAUCUGUGUGUUGCUAUUCCUAGUUGCUAUAGUUAAGGACCAUUUUUUUUUUCUUUGAAUGACAAUAAAUGAAACCAGAUGACAAAAACAA
Salvelinus sp. IW2-2015 is the source of this 3397-nucleotide messenger RNA. RefSeq names its product integrator complex subunit 4 (gene ints4). Gene Ontology annotation, cellular component: integrator complex. Bases 73 to 3018 code for a protein of 981 amino acids. NCBI's taxonomy places the organism in Eukaryota, Metazoa, Chordata, Actinopteri, Salmoniformes, Salmonidae. The transcript is spliced from 24 exons. The record is from RefSeq and is a predicted model, not a curated record. Gene Ontology annotation, biological process: snRNA processing.